AUAAGGUAUGAGAAAUAUCUCUUGGCUCUCUGAUUUGCUUGUUGUAAAUGAAAUGUGGUUCUGCCUUUCUUUGGGUGUUGACCAUGUCUGUUUAUCUUUCUGUGUCACAGCUCCGUUUGAGUGCCCAGUUUUGAAUCUUCACACCAUGUUUCCACUGUAGUGCAUGAGCCUGUGAUUCUGAAGAGUGCCCAGUCGUCAUGGCUCAUACUACUGUUUAUGUGGGUUACACUGUUCCUCAGUUACUGAAAGGUGCUAGCAGAAUUUUUCCUUCUCAUUCUGCAUUGGGAGUGUUGAGGCACUCUUCUUUUUAUUACUGCACAGUGAACGGCACAAUAAAAUCAAAAAGGAAAAUGGAUCAUCUAGAGAGGACAGCAAAUAAUUUUCGCCAGGAGGUAAUUACACAAGCCAAAGUGUGUGGAAUCACCAAUGAAUCGGAGACAGUCAAAAGACUUCGUUUGGCUAUUGCAAAUAAGGAUUUUACGUUCAAAGCAGGACAAUGGGUUGAUUUCUUUAUUCCUGGAGUAUCUGUAGUUGGGGGGUUCUCAAUAUGUUCAAGCCCUGGCCUCUUAGAACGAGAAGGAAUACUAGAGCUGGCAGUAAAGCACACUGUUCAUCCUCCUGCUCACUGGAUUCACACUGAGUGUACUCUUGACUCAGAAGUGGCUCUGCGAGUGGGAGGUGAUUUCUUCUUUGAUCCUCAGCCUGGUGACUCCCCAGUAAACCUAGUGCUGAUAGCAGGGGGUGUUGGAAUUAACCCAUUGUUUUCUAUACUGCUGCAUAUAGCAGAUCUUCAUGGAUACCAAGAGGGUAAAGGAAAUGGACACAAAUUGGGAACAGUGAAGCUGUACUACAGUGCAAAAAAUACAAGUGAACUCUUAUUUAAGAAAAAUAUUCUUGGUUUGAUGAACACGUUUCCUGGAAAGAUCACAUGUUGUUUCCACGUUACCCAACAGCGUUCACAGAUCUGUAAAGAACUUCAGCCACAUGUUACAGAGGGAAGAAUAUCUGAAAAGGAUCUAGAAAAACACGUAUCUAACAAUACUUCAUGGUACAUCUGUGGUCCACCUCCAAUGAUAGAAUCCAUAUCCAAACUACUGUCUAACAUUGGUGUUCCUGGAAACCGUGUUUUCUUUGAGAAAUGGUGGUAGUGACACCUGCUGAAAUAUAUUAUUUUUUCCAGUGCAUUUUGAUAAGCUAAAAUGUACAGAAAUGGACUAUGAAUUAUUUGGAAGAUUUUACUUCAUAGAUGAAGAGGUCCUCUGAAGAUGUAACGGUGUUCCUUUUAAUUUAACUGUAAUAUACCUGUAAUGCAGUGCUGAUGCUUUGGGGAAAGAAAGUGAUUUUGUAUUAAAGACAUUAACUGUUA
This is a messenger RNA of Manacus vitellinus (golden-collared manakin), 1366 nucleotides long. RefSeq names its product oxidoreductase NAD-binding domain-containing protein 1. The transcript has 8 exons. Lineage: Eukaryota; Metazoa; Chordata; Aves; Passeriformes; Pipridae. Gene Ontology annotation, molecular function: oxidoreductase activity. The coding region runs from base 198 to 1148 and encodes 316 amino acids. The record is from RefSeq and is a predicted model, not a curated record. Gene Ontology annotation, cellular component: mitochondrion.